This is a messenger RNA of Gambusia affinis (western mosquitofish), 2381 nucleotides long. RefSeq names its product basic helix-loop-helix family, member a15 (gene bhlha15). Bases 1553 to 2203 code for a protein of 216 amino acids. The transcript is spliced from 7 exons. The record is from RefSeq and is a predicted model, not a curated record. Gene Ontology annotation, molecular function: protein dimerization activity. Lineage: Eukaryota; Metazoa; Chordata; Actinopteri; Cyprinodontiformes; Poeciliidae.
ACAUUAGCGCUGAGAUUAUUGAUUGCAUCCGGCGCUCUGCUGCAGAAAGGCCAGGAACCUGCUGGCGGAGAGACGGAUAUAGCGUCUCCUCUGUCUCCUCUGUCUGCUCUGCCUCGUCUCCUGCAGGAAACUCGACGGGGUGCGCCACGGCAUGGUAAAAGCAGGACGAUGACUGAGCUUUGAAGGAUGCAAGAGUUGAACCACAGCAGGGGUGGAGCUGCGCUGGUGAUUUCAGUGGACAAGUUAUUUUCAAACAGGAAAUGCAGCCUGGUCGAAAUUAAAAGAAGAUGGAAGACUGCCGAUAUUUAUUCAGGCCUUGGACUGAGAGACCCAAUAAUGGACCUGUAAGUGUGCAUGAGCGCGUUUGUGUGCAACAACUGGCAAAUCUCUGUCGUUCCGACAUUUAGUAGAAAGUCUCCUCAGAUGACUCCUGUGUGUGAUUCUGGGAUUACCAUAGUGUCUCUCCUCCAGUCAGUGAGCACCUGUAGAAAGCUUGCCCUCUUUAUCCCAUAAAGUUACAGUCCUCUCCUUUCUGCCUGUAACAUCACUAAUGUAUCAUAUGUGAAUCAGUAUAUCUUCAGGCUUACUGAAACUGCCCUGUGGAUGCCCUGAAUCAUUGAUGCAGGAAUGAAGAGGAGUGUGAGGACCAUGAAGUGGGUUCCUGCAUCUGUGUCCUUGAUUGGACGGAGUGUUCAGCCCCCAUCUCACAGAGAAACACUACGCACACAUCAGAUUGGCUAGCUUUAUCACGAUUUUGUUUCCCACAACACUUCUGUCCCCCAUCGAAGCUCAGUGGACACCUGAGGUUUUUAGAUUCCGUCAUCAAAGGUUUACCAAGCCAGGCCAACCAGGAAGGAACCACUUUCCCUAAGGCAGACAUUUUUUAUUGGAUUAAAAACUUUUUGAAUGAAGCAACCCAGCAGCAUGCCAUCGUCAUGGAUUCCUUCGACAGGCUCAUUAUUCUUUCUGAUAAUUGCAUAACUGCAAAUAAAUUAUGCCACGUUUACUCCUCUCAGAAUUUGAGGACAUUUAUUAGACAUAGAGGAAGUUCUGGAAGAAAUAACAAGAUGUCUGCUGUAAAACACGACAAUGCCCAAAGAUCGUUUUGUCUCAAGACUGGCAGCGAGGACACAGACAGGAACAGCUUCAGGACGUGGAACCCUGAGAUCCAUCAGAAAACACGUCAAAACGAUGAUCAUUCACAAAGACCAGGGAGGAGGAGUAAAAGUGAGAAAAUGAAAAUAAAGAAAAGCGUUUCCUUUGAAGAGGAUGUCAUCGUCUACCUGUUUGAUCAGGAAACACCCACUCUCAAGCUGCCUUCAGGACCCUCAACAUCUCCACCAUUCCAUUUUCCCACCAUCCAGUCUGAUGUUAUAUCAAAGGACGAUGGGUUGCAGUGGGAAGAUGACUUCUCAGCGUUGGAGUGUGCUCACCAAUCUGGCACCGUGUCCCUGCCGACAAAGAGCUGGACUUCUCAGGCCAGGCCAGAGCGCUGCUCUCUGGCCCAAACUUGUCUGUUCCUCACCUAUGUCACCGAGUCAGACCUUGAACUAUGACACAAAGUGACUUUUAUAAGUUGGGAGACUCGGUUGGAGACUGUGAGGUGAGAGGAAGCAGCAGGAUGAAGUCCAAAGAGAAGGGCGUGAGACCCUCCAGGAGGCCCUGGUCCGACCCGGAGCCGGAGAACGAACCGGACACAGAGCCGGGCUCCAGCGAGCAAGAGGGCUCGGAGGCCUCGGUCCGGAUCGGCGGCUCCUGGAGGGGCUCCCUGAGGAGCGGGGACGGCAGGCGCCGACAGGGAGGAGGAGGAGGAGCAGGUGGGGGAGGCGGGCGGCGGCGCAGGAUGCACGGGUCCAGCACCAAGGAGCGCAGCAUCCGGAGGCUGGAGAGCAACGAGCGGGAGCGCCAGCGCAUGCACAAACUCAACAACGCCUUCCAGGCAUUGCGCGAAGCCAUCCCACACGUGAAGAUGGACAAGAAGCUGUCCAAGAUCGAGACUCUGACUCUGGCCAAGAACUACAUCAAAUCCUUGACCACCAUCAUCCUGGACCUGUCGGGGGCCUGCCUGCCCGCUGAGGCAGGGCCCUCAGGGGCCAGGGCUGCCAGGCUGCUGCAGUGCUACCAGCAGCAUCUGGAGGAGGGGGGGGAGGACGGCCUCACCCAGUACCUCACCCACAUGCAGAGCUUCGGCCAGGAAAGUUAACAGCCUGAGACUGUAAAAGGGUUUGGGACCAGGAGCCCCCUGCUGGAUGCGGCGCCCUACAACAACUGACUGCCGGCCCACGGAGCCUCGCAGAAGUUUUCAUGCCUCUUGAACCUUUUCACAUUUUUUCACGUCUCAACUCCAAGCUGUCAGGAAAUAAAUGAAAUGGAAAUAUUUA